This is a messenger RNA of Oryzias latipes (Japanese medaka), 2133 nucleotides long. The record is from RefSeq and is a predicted model, not a curated record. Lineage: Eukaryota; Metazoa; Chordata; Actinopteri; Beloniformes; Adrianichthyidae.
UAAAUAUAUACACCAACAUAAUCUAGUAACUAAACAAAUCAUUUUCUUGAAUUUCUUCUUUGUUGAUUUUCAAGCAAAAUCCUUUUUCUGGACACCAUUUUAAUGCAUUUACAUCAGAAAGACAGACUUCCCUGGUCCCUGGAUCAGUAUAUUGAACAGAACCAAACCGUUCACCUCAAAGACCAGAUGUGCAGGUUCAGAACCAGCAGGAUGUCUGUUUGCUCUCUGGGGUCAUGUCUGGUUCUGCACUGAAAUCAGGAGGAAACUGGUUUGUUUUUGUCUCACGCUGCUGUCGUCAGGCAGCUAACUGACAUAAGAGGAAAAACAGAAAUCCCCUAAGAAAAGCAGGAAGACGACUAAUGAGGCUCCUGGACCCCGUGGGGGAGAGAGGGGGCGGACAGGUGGGACACUGAGCUGCUCAGGUGCAUUGCUGCUCAACAACAGUCUUUUGAGAGCAGCAGCAGUUUCUGGUUCCGUGGUUUUUUCUCCUGGACUUCAUGGACGGCGGAAGGACGGAUUUGGCUGGACCUUUGGAGCUGUGACACGUUGCUUUAUCGAGUACAACUGCAGGUCAGUGAACAGGGCUGAAGUGGGAAGGGCUGCUGCCGCUACCCCAGAAAGCCCACGAGUCCACGGACCUGACUUUCGCUUCUCUGGAGUUUUAAUGUUUUCCAGCCUUCACAUUUCACCCUGUCUCCUCUUCUGAUCUCUGCAUGAAGAAUCAAAGUUUGUCAUACUGACACUAAUGUUGAUGAAGAGUAACGGGAGUUUUUCAAGAGUUCUUUGGUUGUUUUUAGAAGGCUUUGCUCUCGUUUCACUCUUGUUUGGUGAUUUCAUGGUUUAGGGUAAGAUGGGCUGCCUGGGAGGACAGACGGAUGAAGAACGCCUCGAUGAGAAAGCAAAACGGGAGACCAACAAGAAGAUUGAGAAGCAGCUACAAAAGGAGAGGCAGGCCUAUAAGGCUACCCACCGCCUGCUGCUGCUAGGUGCAGGAGAGUCUGGCAAAAGCACCAUUGUAAAGCAGAUGAGGAUUCUUCAUGUAGACGGCUUCAAUGCUGAAGAAAAGCAGGAAAAGGUUCAGGACAUCAGAAAAAAUAUUAAGGACGCUAUUGUGACCAUCGUAUCAGCAAUGAGCAUGCUGACUCCACCCGUUCCUCUUGGUAACCCUGCCAAUCAAUUCCGAUUGGACUACAUAAAGAGCAUCGCUCCACUGUCUGACUUUGAAUACACAGAGGACUUUUUUGAGCAUACUCAGAAGCUGUGGGAGGACGAUGGCGUGAAGGCCUGCUUCGAGCGUUCCAACGAAUACCAGCUGAUUGACUGCGCUCAGUACUUCCUGGACAAGUUAGAGUGCAUCAGGAGGCCUGAUUACUCGCCCACUGACCAGGAUUUGCUACGCUGCAGAGUUUUGACCUCAGGAAUCUUUGAAACUAGGUUCCAGGUGGAUAAAGUCAACUUCCACAUGUUUGAUGUUGGUGGUCAGAGGGAUGAGCGAAGAAAGUGGAUCCAGUGUUUUAAUGAUGUAACUGCAAUCAUCUUUGUGGCAGCCAGCAGCAGCUACAACAUGGUGAUCAGAGAGGACAACUCCACCAACCGCCUCAGAGAGUCGCUCGACCUUUUCAGAUCUAUUUGGACCAACAGAUUUCUGAAGACCAUCUCGGUGAUCCUGUUCCUAAAUAAACAGGACAUGUUGGCAGAGAAGAUUCUGGCUGGAAAAUCCAAAUUGGAGGAUUAUUUUCCGGAGUAUAAAAACUAUCAGGUCCCCGCAGAUGGUGUUCCAGAUGCUGUUGAAGACCCACAGGUCACUCGAGCAAAGUUCUUCAUCAGGGAUGAAUUUCUGAGGAUCAGCACGGCCAGCGGUGACGGCAAACAUUACUGUUACCCGCACUUCACCUGCGCCGUGGAUACGGAGAACAUCCGUCGAGUCUUCAAUGACUGCCGGGACAUCAUCCAGAGAAUGCACCUACGGCAGUAUGAGCUCCUCUGAUUGGCUGCUGCAUCUAGAAGCUAUAGUAAAACUUGUGGUAUGUCAUCAGGGCUGAUAGGUGAUCAAUGCAGGUAGAUUUUCAUGUUCUUGAUGUGAUCAGUUACAUUUAUAAAUUUGGGGCACCGGUUUGACCCUUGUGCUAUCUU